This is a messenger RNA of Porites evermanni, 11985 nucleotides long. NCBI's taxonomy places the organism in Eukaryota, Metazoa, Cnidaria, Anthozoa, Scleractinia, Poritidae. The record is from the annotation of a GenBank genome assembly.
AUGGAAGAAAAGGACAGCAACGUUGAACUGCAGGUAGAGACAACAUCGACAAACAAAGAUUCCCCGCAAGAAGCGAUGCAAACAAGCAAAGAAGGUAGGCGAGUUAGUCACACGAAACCAUCCGUUUAAGCAGAAGAUAAGUAAGCGCUGAAAUUUGUUCGGAGUUGAAAAAUGUCUUCACUUUAAAGCAGCGGGUAAGAGUUUUUAGUUGGAGAAUUAUUCUUCAAACAGUGGCAACAUUUACUGGCGCCUCCACAAGUGAAUUUUACAAAAAAAAAAAAAACACUACGCGUUAAAAGUUUGAUUAAGUAUUAAAAGGAUAAGUGAAAAGUUCAGUGCGUCAGGUACAGUUGUUAUUCAGAGGAAAGAUACUUGAAACAAUGAUUGACUUUUCGUUGAUUUAAAUGCAGCGGGUACCUAGUUUUGUUCAAUUCCGAGCCGCGGUUAUCCUCAAGUGUAACUUGCCAGCACAGUCAGAUGUUUUAAGUUUCCCAGCUCUGAUGCUUCUGAGUGGCUCCUGUUUCUUUUCUACUGCUUUGGAAGGAAUCUUAUUAAUGAAGCUCUACUUGAGCUUUUUUGUAAUCUACCUUCACAUUCUCAACCGGUUUAAUAAUGCCUGCUCCUGAUUCGCCCAUGGUUUCUGCAGCCGGGCCCAAUCAACUCAACUUCCCACUCGUCCUCUCUGAUUUCUGUAUCUAACCGGGGAUCAAAUGUGGAUUCUAACCUUAGAUUUCGCAUGGUGAAUUAGUUCUUACAUCGUUUGCUGUAUGCAGCAGCGUAGUUCACAUUCCCCCACAGCGCGCCGAGCUGGCCUUGGACCGUUCUGGCCCUAAUAUCUUCUUGACGUAUUAGUUGGGAUAAUCCAAUCGAUUUCUCAAGUAUUUAAACCCUGUGUUAUGAAAAACACCCUUUAGGAUGAUGCAUCCAUGGGCUUGGAUCAGGCCCUUUGACUAAGGAUAAUUCAAUUACGGUACACCUACCAGUUAGCCUGAGAGUCUUUUAAGACCCGAAUAUUUAAAAAUAUUUUCAACCAUUAAAAGACAAAAGUUAGGUGACAUAAACCCAACUUCGCCUGUGAUCUUUGUUGCACAUGAUAACUGAUCUGCCACAACUCCUAUUGCGGUCUGCCUUUGCUUUCCCGUUUAUUUAUAAGUCCUGAAAGGGAGGCACAAAAAAAGCCGAGUUGAAUAAUUUACAAGAUCACUGAGCUUUUCUCCGCUUAAAUAAAAAGCACUACUGAGAGAAGAUUACACGCCACCCUAGCCUCUUUAAGUAAGGCUAUGAAAACUGCCACCAAACCGAGAAUUAGGAGGUUCCGUCUGUAACUCACAGAAACGAGGUAAAUUUGGACACCAUGAUGUAAGACGUUAUCUCGUCAACGAGAGCAGUUGGUAUUACAUUACAAGACUGAGCAAACUGACAAAUCAGCGAAAAUUAAUUUAACAAUACAAUUUGGAAUGACAAAAAUCAAAGACAGUAAAAUCUCCACAUGAUUCGUUGGCAAUAUAUCGGACUGUGUCACCUGGAAGAAAAUGUGUCUGACUUGUUAGUAGGACAAAUGAGACAAACGUUUAGCCAUUUAUAUUCUAGACAACGUUUCCUUUAGAAUCGACAUGUGACAAUUAAUAACUGCCUUUGGAUGAAAAACUUAAGAUAAGGUACAAUUUCUUGAUCGGCUUCGGGUUCAUCCCGCCUUUCCCCCCUACUCCCCCCACCCUCCAGCAAUGGUGAGGCCAACAAAAGGGCUCAUUUUAACCCAUGGUGCUCAAAUUCAACUUUGUUUGGGUUGGGAGGGGAGGGGAGGGGUAGCUAGUUGUACUAAUAUCAUAGAAAAGGUCCCAACACUUUUGACCUCCAUUGUUGCUAUCUUUUAAAAGGCUAAAACGUGUCUUCGCAUCAACUGAAUUCCAUAAAUAAUGGCGGUCCGGUUUUGUUUUUAAAGUAUAUUUAAACUAUAUUUAGGCGUUGAAACUGCCUCUUGACGUCUGUUGCAACGGAUGGCAGGGAUGGAUGCGGAUUGAAACUUCAAAUAGUAUGCUAUGCCUGCAAAAAUCGCCAAAGAAAUUAUUUUUGUUCAUGUUCCCUAAUUAAAUUUGUUUGAUAUAUUUUUCAUGACUCUACAGGAACAUUUUGUGUAUUGGUAAAGGCCGCACUAAGUAAUGACUUCAGCACAGAAUUAACCUGAAACAGCAGCAGUAUCCUGAUGUCAUAGCAGCCCUUUAAUCCCAGUAACACAGUUUUAUUUUACUCGAAAAAUCCAUCAUUAUCCACCUCUGCACGGUUGCCGGAAAAAAAAAAACGUCAAAAUGAAGACACAAUUUGGACAGUGAAACACUAAAAAAGAGCGCUCAAUUAAAGCAUGUUCUAUCACAUGUUACAUACAGUUUCAAUCAACAGAAUUUAGACUUUUAGUCGACUAACGUCACCCAAAUCGUCUAAAGCGAUUACGGCGAUCGAUUAUCUCAUUGAUUCAUCUCAUUGUGUUCAACGAUGGGACUACACUUUGUGAAUGCCAAAGGUUUCCUUGACUAGUUCUUGUAUUCUCAAAGACAUCCCCUCAUCAGUAACGUGUGUAAAGCAACUUACUUCGAAGUCAAAUUACAAGUUUUUUACUUUUAGUUUUAACUACAGUCUAUUCUAGAAUUAAAGAAGAAUAUUCUAAUCCCUAAAAAUAUUUAUUGCUUUGCAGACUCUUUCUAAUGCGCAGAACAUUGUUAGUGGUCAAUGACUGCCACUUCUUGAUUCGCCGAAAUUCAAUUGGCUAGCGGCGGUUUAUGGUGUUAACGAACGUUAUUUUAUUCUUUUCUCUUUUAGGAGAAAACAAAUAUUGAUCAGAAAAUUGGCAAACAACUGUAACGUGUAUCUUAGGCUAGCCGCUUAAUUCUUUAUACCCUAGCGUUAUUUUAAAGGUGUUUAUUAAUCAUCUUUUCAGCGUAAUUUAUGAGAAUAUGUUUUAAUUAAUCCUGUGCUGUCUAAUUAGAAAGCACCUAUAGUUUCCUAUCAAAACUCAUUUGGUAUUUUCUUGGCAGCCGAUCAGCUGUCUCCUUGUUCAGGUAAACAAUGCAAAAAUGUUCAACAUUUUUAAUUUUACAAUCAAUCAUUUUUAAUUUUACAAUCAUAAACCUAGCUGAAAUUCAUCGAAAAUAAAAAUAAGAAUGAAGAGUUUUUAUCCAGCAGUAAGGUGUUAAAAUAUAAGAUUAAACUCGGCUUCCGCGUUUGGUUCUACCUUUUUUUGAAACUGAGUGAUAUAUAAUAAGAUAAGAGCUGUCAGUCAUUAGCUUUAAAAACUGACUAAAUUUCAAUAUAUUGACAAUUCAGGAAGAAUGAGUGAGUAGCCUUUUUUUAGAUACAUAUUUUCUUGAAAACACUAUUAGCCUUAUUGUUUUUCUUUGUUGUUACUUUUGAAAGCUUUUAAGAAGAGAAAAAGGGACAAAAAGCUUACCAGUGUUAAGUCCAGCUCCUGUGUCUGAUUAAUAAUGGAGUUUUGUUAAUUAGUGCUUGUGGUCUGCUUACCGAUUUAAAUUACCAAAGGCGAUGUGGAAAGUUCUUAAUGGACAGUUAAUUAAAAUGGAGGAAUAUACUCUAAUUUAAAAAUUCACUAAGCUUUGUGGUACAAUUGUACUUUUAAGACACGUUGAGUAGCUGAAAACGCACACACACAUUUUCGCGAUGAAUGCAUAAGAAAACCUGUACUCUUUUCUGUUAAACAUGUCCUUUACAGGUUACGCCAUGAUGAUUGUGCCGGGCCACAGUAGGAGAGUAGUAGUGAAUGUAGCAUUAUUAGCGGCCUGUCUAAUUCAUUAAUAAACGUCUUAAGCAGCUGGGCUGUUCUUUUCUUGCUAAUUUACAUGCUAAUAAUGCUUCAAGAACGAAUAUCACGGACAAGUUGUUAAUUGAUAGAGGUUUAAGUGCCAUGUGCAGGGCGCAUGAGUUGCAAUCAUGUCAUCAAUCCAGUGGCCAUAAAAUGAACAAAACUGGGGCAGCUUGAAUGUUGUGCGAUCAUUUCGUUUAGUGCGUUUCUCUUGUUGCAAUCAAGUUCGAUAACGGGCAAAGGCAAUGAAUUUGGACGAAAUACAAGACUUGGAAGCAGGUAAAACAUCAACAAUUUAGAUCAAUCGCGAAGAAGAAGGGGCACAUUAGAAUCAAUCAUAAGCGCCGAAUAGGACAAGUUUUACAUGGCACAAAGCGCAUUUUUCUUUGUUUUUUUUUUUUGUUUUAAAUUUUAUCGGACAUAGAGUAUAAUUCAGAAAUAGUUGCUCGUGUAAAUGGUCUCAUAAAAUUUGCAGCGGCGGCGGCGGUGUUCCUGGCGCCACUAAAUUUCCAGUCAAUAGCUAAACGCUGACAACCAUAUCAGUAGCAAUUCCGGCGGUGCUAUGGCGAGGUGAGCCGUUGGGAUUCCAUUAAAACAUCGCAUCGAAAAAAAAAUGCUGUUGACUCCUGAGCUUUCACAGAUCCGUUUCUAUAGAUUUUAAGUGGGAUGUAGGUCGAUCGUUGGAAUUUCCGCUUUAAUUUUGACUGAGAAGUCUUGGUUACUUAAAUGAACCCAAUACGCUUCAGUUAAUAUAAACACUAAGGAAACUGAGGUACUCGGAAACUAAUCAACUUUACCGAUCGCCGAAUACUCUGGAACUUUGUUGUAAAUAGCAACUAGACAGAUACUCUAAUUGGUGUCGGCGCAUGUUCAGUCAAGUCUUAUUCACUUUUAAGGAAAUACCACUUUUGAUAUAAGGUUUUGCGGCGGUGAUGUUGAAAAGCUUUCGCAAUUUUUAAAGCCAACACCACGCGGUAAAAUUAUGGCUAUAUCGCUGAGUGCACUGGUCAGGCCAUUAACUCAAGAUCCAUUAAGGUAGGCUGAGUGAGAAUGUCAAGAUAAUUAAGCAAGAUUCCGCCUAAGGGGCACCACAUUCAUAAUAUCUGACGUAGGUACCGGUAAUAAUGGACCUUUUAACACUAGAUUAAACACACUUCUCAAUAAUUUGCUUGAAAGAUGUAGAAGAGGUCCACGUUAAAUUCUGACGUCAACAGUGUUUUCUGAAGGUUCCCCUCGCAGCUGGAUUGCUUUCUCGGCUUAAAGGCGAAGGCAAAAAUACGUUUGAAGUGUGAGUGAGGCCAAGUGAUCUGGGGUUAUAAAGCCGCAAUGUAUAUUAUGGUUUGGAGAAAUGAAGCUGUGCAUUUUAUCUACUUUUAUUUAUAUUCCACCUGCUAUGGUGCGUUCUAGGUGGGAACAAAGCUUAACAAUUUUGUAUCUGUCUUUGGCGGACUUGAGGAUCAAACGUUUUUUGAGUUCCUAGCAAUAAAAGUUGCCUUACAUUCUUAGAGACAGCUACACACAGUAGCUCUAGGCUGUGUUUAGAUAUCGAAACUGCUGAGUCACUUUUAUAUAAGGCAAAAUCCUAACGACUGGUUUGUAAAAUGCAAUAAGAACAAUGAACUACCGUAUUUAAGAAAACAAGUCGGUCGAAAUUACCAGACCCUGAGCUGCAUUUAUUAGGCCACAAUUAUAAGACUGACUUAAAUUAUUGGCCAAUCGAUUUCCCCCAUUGCACAAUUAAUUUUCCUUGUUUGCUCUACUAAUAAAGAUGGUAUUGACACUUUCUAAAGGCUUGAUUAUUUAUGUAAAUACCACUUGCAAAGCUCCACACUUCGGCUAAAUAGCCUAACACACUCAAUAUUAGAGAUUUAGCAAAAAACGGUCUCACAGUGUUUCUAGUUUACGUCUGCUUUUAAAAUUUACGCCCAAGGCUGCAGAAAAUGUUACAAGACUUACCGUGUUGCAAACGUCAACGAUCGAGCGAUUCGGCUACAGGCACGUGCCAUAGAUUUUAUUGUUUAAAAAAGAAUUCAAUUAAAAUUUCUACCCUGUUGGAAGUUCGCAGCACCCGUGGAGAUAUUUACAAAAUGAAAACUUAUAUAAGUUCUUUUCUUCAAUUUCUGUUCAUGUACUCAACAGAGCUCUUUAAAAGCUAGGUGAAUUAAAAUGAAUAUGAUGGAAAACUCUUACAAGCCAUUCGGCUACGAGGUAAAAGCCAACUAAAAUCGAAAUUCGACAGCCACCCUGAAUAAAAAGUAUUGUUUAAAAGAUUUAAAUUUCAUGGUCAGGAGUGGUUUUAAAAUAACCCCAAAAUUUUAUUUACGUUUUAUAGAAAGGUUUUAAAACCAAACGUCCGAAGGAAUGUCAUGUUUUUCGGACACUAUGCGAGCCCAGGAGUAAAUAGUCAUGCUUUAUCAACCAAUAUAGAUAGCCAAGGGAACCUGCAACAAAACAAUAAGAAUUUGGUUUGUUUAAAUUUGAAUUCUGUUUUGUUUAAAGCAAGACUUAAUUUAAGAAUUAUCAUUUUUAGCUCCGUGGAGUGCAUGUCUGAUGAUGUUCGAUAGAGAUCUCAGGUCCGUUCAGAAAUUACUCAUAACUCUUAUAGGGGGAAAUUAUCAGCUUCUGAUCCGGCUUAACCAACACAUGGUAAAUCCAAACCAAGAGUUCUAAACAACUGAGACUUUCUCUAGGCUAUGAAAAUAAAAUUAAAAGAUAAGUAAAUAAAGAACGACAGACACUGUGCCACUUUAUGUAAACGUAAUCUUGAGCGACAUAUUACAUAAAUUUAAUUCGUGGGAAAGUACGACUGCUAUUUACAAGAAAAAAAAGGACUGAAAUAAAAAAAAACGUUAGAUUCACGAGCGGAUGCAAAGAAGUAAUCAAGAGAAAAAGAGCAAAAAUAUGACGCCGUACAACUGAUGCGGAUACAUGUGGUUAGGCGUUCAAAGUGCAUUAGAGAAAAAUAAUUAUAAAGACCAAACACGUCUGGCUGUGUCUACCAACGCGGACAAAGAAAUUAAUAACCUUUUACACGAAACCCCGAUGUUUUCGGCUUUUUGUGAAGACACGUAUUCUCGAAUCUCUCUCCUACUGAGUGGGUUUCAUUGCAAUAUGCCGUGACAUGCCAACUGGCUAUUUAUCUUAUCUUCCACAGGAACAUGUGGUCAUUGCCUGGUGUGGUUCCAAAUGUGUAAAAAUCGAUCUUUUGGACCUUGUGAUCUUAGUUUCUCAGGCAAGAUUCAAACUAUGAAAUCUAACUACCGAAUCAUUUUUAAGUUUUCAUUGGACGCAUGCGUGCGAUCAUCCAGUUAAUUUACCUCGCAAAAAGAUAAUGGCUUGUUCAAGACGAGCAAACAGUUCAAUUGCUCUUAUAAUUAGCCAAGGCAUCAUAUUAGCGGUAAUGAAUAACACCAUGAUUCCUCCUCCUCCUCCGGGGUAUAUUGAUCUAUAUUGGUUGACAUCCCCAUCAUCCUUAGCAGUGCUGCGUAUAAGCCCAUGAUUGGUUGAGCUGAGUUUGUUUAAUUUCCCUUUAGACAGAUGUUCGGCGGGUUCUUGGUUGUCAGCUUGUUAAUUGCAUUCCGUUUACUCGCAAUUGUAUUCUUAACAAAUGAUCCUUUCAAGUGAUUCGGGACUUAAAUAAAUUGCUUCCCAGGAGAAGAAUAGAAAAAUCAAUUUAAGUGUUGUUUUUAUGACAUCCGAACUCAGCCGCAUCGAUUUUUCGAGAAUUGCUCUCUUUCGUCUCAAACUUGACUGGCGGGAUGCCUUCCAGGGAAAGAAACCAUCAAGAAAAAGAUUACCGACUUUUCGAAUAACAAGUGCUCCCCCCCCCCCCCCCCCCCCCCACAAAAAACCAAAAACACACACCCAAACACCACCAACAACACAAAACCCUAACAACAACAAACAACACAAUCAAAAUAAAGAAACAAUAAAACGGGAGGGUAGGAGGAGCUAACAAAAUUAAGUAGUUUUUUUAUGGACACCUCAGUACGCCGCAUCGAUUUUUCGAGAAUUACCUCUUUUUCUCUCAAACUUGACUGGCGGGAUGCCUUCCAGGGAAAGAAACAAUCAAGAAAAAAAUUACCGACUUUUUGAAUAACAACGGCCCCCCCCCCCACCCCCCCCCCCCGAAAAAACAAGCCCAGGUACGAUGACAUAUCACGUGACUUAAUUAAACUUCGAAAACCACAGCGUAUCGUGUUGGUAAUUACUGCAAGUGAUACACGGGGUGUAGAGAUGACUUAACUACUGCCUUAUUAAAGCCAUUAACCAAUCAGAGACUGGGAAACUGUGAACGUAAUGGCAACAUCUCUUAGUUGAUGACAACUAAUUGUGUCUUGGUCAUUUAGGGUUUGAAGCUGAUUUGAUGUCGAAUUGAUUAGGCUUAAUUCGCUGUCAUAUGAUGAAUGUUUUGAAUAACGUACACUGUUACCCGAGUUGUUUUAACAAACAACGGCCACUGGCUAAUUCCUACUCAGUGUCACAAAGGCUGACAACGCAACCACACGACUAGAAACAACAGCAGCGCAGAAACUUCCGCCGCCAUCGCCGGUUAAUAAAAUGGACAAGACUAACGUGAACAGUGAGUUCGCACGUUUUAUGCUCGGUUGAAUCCGCGAGCUUUGUAGUGUUGGUCGACAGCGCGCGUGGUCUAACUUUCGAUGUAAACCAUUUUAUGUUUCCUACUCCGACGUGUUCAGUCAAAACGCUGUUCAAAAGGAAACAAGGACAACCAACCGAGAAAUUUUAGUCUUAACUGUCGCUCUCAUUUCUUGCUGUAGGUCGAUGUCUUCAAGGAGGAAUACGAAGUUGUGGAGGAUGCGGAGAAAAAAUUUUGGAUCGAUUUCUUCUUCUGGCUUUGGACCAGUACUGGCACGUUAACUGCUUGAAAUGUUCUUGUUGUAAUGUAAGAUUGGGGGAAGUAGGAUCAUCGUGUUACGCCAAAGGUGGAAUGAUCUUGUGCAAGACCGACUACGUUAAGUAAGUCCUGGUUUAUUCUGUUAUUUCGUUUUUGUGUGUCCGUUCGAUUUGUUGUUUAAUAUUAUUUCAAUAUCCUGGGUAAAGUUUGUUUUGCGGAGUAUUUUUAUUUCGUGUGUGACACCUCAUCAUGUAAUGAGCUAUUUUCUUCUUUUAAAAUUUGUGGCGACUCACUUGUGUAUGUGCUGAGUUUUAUCGCAAGUAAUAAAUGUUUUCCUGCUCCCGCCAACAUUUCUCCUUUUUAACGAGUGGCAUGGCCUCGUGUUGUAAAUACUUUCUUAAGUGGCUUUUAUCUUCCAUUAUAUUUAUAUUUUUUUGCUCCUUUAUUUCACCCGGGUGUACGAGGUCAGCUUUUUGCAUACAUUUAGUCAACGUAAUAUUUCUUCCAUUAUGAAAGUGCAAUUAAUAACAUAGAUUAUAAAAGCUUCAGAGAAUGCCUGGUAUUAGUGGCUCACGGUAACCUCAACACUCAUUAGCGUGUUAAUAUUUCACCUUCCAAAGGCGAUUUACUUCAUUUGUCUAUGUAAUUUACAGUUGUUUGGCAAAAUUUCGCAGUCCUUCCGAAAUUAGUACACAAAAGCUUUUCCUAUGUACUAGACGUGCUUUUUUAAUUUUAAUAAACAGGAUUUUUAAUAUGCCAUUCCAGGCAGGUUAACAUAUCCACCGCAUUAUCAACGUCAAAUUGAAUGGCCCGUGAAGAACAAUUUAUCGCUAUUCCAAAUAUUGGCUUUAUACGCUUUUAUCUCUAAUUACUUAGAACAUAUUAAAUCCUGCGUUAUCAGAUCCGACUGCCGAGCUGCUUCUGGCUGGGAUCUCAUUUUCAGGCGCUUAUUGCUUUUUAGGUUAUAUGGAUCUAGUGGAGCAUGCGCAGUAUGUGCCAAGUUAAUUCCCGCCACGGAGUUUGUAAUGAAAGUUCUGGGUAAAGUUUAUCAUAUCAACUGCUUUAACUGCACAACUUGCCACAAUCAGCUUGUCGCUGGAGACCGAUUUCACGUCGUAAAUGGGAGGCUUUUCUGUGAGAAUGAUGACCCACGACUACUAAAACAACAACUUCACGCCACAAAACAAACGGUAAGCAAAAAGCCCUUUCAACCCCAAAACGUCUGUCAAAAUACAUCUUCAAUAAAUUUUAUCCCCUUGGAUAAUACUUAUUUGGUUUUAAUAUCUCCGAGCUUUUUGCUUAAGCUAAUAUUAAGUCAUCAAUUUUGACAUUUCAUUUGACUAUUUUGGUGAAAAGGAAACACGUUUUUAAUUUUGCGACGUAUUGCCAUAUUGCUUUUUACCGCAUAAUCAUGUCAGAUUACACGGAUAUUCGAGCAAUAUAAAUAGUAGGCACUUACACUUGUGUUCGAGUUCCAUUUUCUCAAAGCAUUUCUCAACUGGAAAAAGAUAUUGUUUCUUAAACAAUUUGCCCAUCGCUUUGGUGAAGCAAUUUGCAUCCAUAAAAAAAUUUGUUAGAUUACGAUCUCUAUCUCACCCCAAGGCACACAGAUAAGACAAUGGGAAGCAGUUUUUAAUACGAAUUAAUUAAGACUUUAAAUUGGUUCUGCUGCCUUGUCGAUAAGAUAUGGCAAAAUAUUCAAGGCAAAGCGUUGAUUAGUGCAACUGUUAAAACAUCGACUACAAUGGCCGGAAUUACAAGUGAAUCUUCAUCAAUACCAUUCCAUUCCCAAAUGUGGUUUAAGUAAUUCUAUGCCGAUGCACUUAGAAAACUUUCCUGCACUUUAGUAACACAGGAAAUAAUUAAAGGCCAUUUUCCAAGGCGCUGCUUUUAGACGAAAUUUCGAUUGAAAAAAAAUCCUAAAUCCAUCAACUUUAAUUUGCUCCAGUUCACUAAACUGUCAAUAAUAUUUGAUAUUUUAACAUUCAAAUCUUCGCCUUGAUCUUUGGUAAAGAAAAUGAAGCUCCCGCCCGGUCAGUCUCAUCCCCGAAAUGAACCAAAAGAGUAUUGGUUCAUCAUUUUAGUCAAGAUAUGACAUCAUUUUUGCGAGAUAGGCCAAGAGUAUGAGAAGUGUUUUUCUUCUUAAUUGCAAAAACCAAAACUAAUGAUUCGAAACGGAACAAAAAAGAAAGAGUUCGAGCAGAUUACAAAACUAAAACACACUAUAGGGUAAUUGAGUACAGUCAUACGAAACAAAGUAAAUUAGCCGGGCAGCUUAAGGGAACACCGUAAUUAGUAAAUGAAGUCUUUUUUCCUUUCCUCCGCUAAUCAGCUAUGAGAAAGCGAUGAAGCCGCAGAAAUUAAUUUACUGUAGGGACCUUGUAAUUUCUUUUUCUUUCGGUUCGAACACCUUGUUUUCAACGCGAAAUUAAAUUAAAAUUCUCUUUGAAAAAUGAGCAAAGAGUAAUUAUUUCCUGUUUAUUACGCGGACGUCUUUGAAAUCGAUGUUUUAAUUUCGAAUUUGGUGAAUUAGAUAAAAUUGGGUUUUGUGGUUUUCAAGCUUUUAACAGAAAUGAUCCUUUCGUCUCAACGCACAAUCAGUGCUAUCUUGUGAAAAAUAUCGUGGAAAAGUGUUAAGCCGAGUGCACGAUAUUUACAGCUUUUUAGCACGGUUAAAUUUCUCAAAAACUAAUAACAAGAGAAGUACGUAAUUUUGUGUUUCUGAAGUUUUAAGUUUUCAAUUAACCGAUGACCAGACGGGAAAGGAACUGAAACAUAAAACCCCAGAGUAUUUCAAUUUUGUUUUACUUGAUUUUUACUCUUAAUAGUUCCUUUCAGCGAGUAAAUAUCUGGUGUCGAUUGAUGUUGUUAUUAUUUUCUUACAUGCAUAUUUUUGUCUACUUUCAGGUAUGUUAAUGAGAGUCGAGCGAAAUCUUUAUAAGCGAUUAAGCCUCAGAAAAUGACACAAUCAAAAGGCCCCCGGAUGAGGAGACAAGGUCUUUUUUAGAACGAAGUCUAAAGUUGAACAAUAAAACAAGGAACACAUCAUAGUAUCUUACAUAAAGAAGAAUCGGCUUCCAGGAUGUCUUGUUAGCUUAGUCAAAAUGUUGUUUUGAAUCAUGUUGCUUUUGAGCAGGCUGCAGACACGCCAUUGUUAAAUCCAAAAUUGUCAAAUAAUUUGUCCAUGAGGAGCAGUGACAUUAUAUUAAUAUGACUCGAAAGGAAAUUCACCAAGGAAAACUUUUAGUUUAGCAAGGAAACAUACGUAAGACAACAAAUUAAAAGUAUAUUUGUGAUCAAAAAUUGUCUCUUAGAA